Porites lobata is the source of this 906-nucleotide messenger RNA. The record is from the annotation of a GenBank genome assembly. NCBI's taxonomy places the organism in Eukaryota, Metazoa, Cnidaria, Anthozoa, Scleractinia, Poritidae.
AUGGCAACCGCAAUGGAACGACAUGUACCUUCCGUUAACGGCAUGGGUCACCGCUACGAUUACAUCUCCGACUAUGACUGUAUUUUUAACCAUCCCAUGGAUGGCAUAGUAGGUAAUCAAAAAUUACAGUAUAAUCAGGGGGGCUGGCAGAAUUUACAAGACGCCAAAAAUCAAGGUUGGCCCUUAGAAAUCACAGAUCUUGCCCACUUUACAAACGAUGGAGCCGCCAAGCAGAUCGUUAAGGAAUAUGGCUUCCGAGGUGGGCUAAAGAAAAUCAAUGAAGACAGAAGCCAUUGUAAUGUUUUUGCAAAGCUCUCGUGGUGGAGUCCAGUAUUUACAGAUGCAGAGAAAAAUAGCCUUCGUGGGCAUCUUGGAGAAGUCAUACAACCUUUCACUGAUCCGGAAGAGGGUGAUGACCUCGAUGCCUUAAAAAACCGAUUCGCUACUUCUGAUGCCUUCCAGCCUAAAGCUUGGCGGUAUGGAAGGCACUUAUUUCGGUAUGAACAAAACGAGUUGUGUGAAACUUACCGUGAACUUGUCGAUGACGAGCUGUGUUACAAAAUAUUGGGAACGUUUGGUUACAAGCAGGAGGUUAUGCAUGCUGUUCUUGUAUGUAGCCAAGUAGAUGGCGCUGGGCAGUUUUCAGACUAUCCCGAUGUGUUAACGCCAGAGGAAGAUAUCAACAAUGAAGCUGUUAUUACCCGUGAUUGGGAUAUUGGCAACUGGUAUUGGAGACCGCAGGCAACGGGAGGAAGUGACAUUCUCCGCCUUCAAGCACAUUGGCAAAAUUAUCCGCGAUAUCGUAGGUGGGAACACGUGGCCUUUGCUUUCCACAUCCCUGACGACGAGAUAAUGGUGUGCGAUUCCCCUCUCGACCAUCAUUGUACACUUGGCUGGGAAUGGUGA